This is a messenger RNA of Diversispora eburnea, 1467 nucleotides long. The record is from the annotation of a GenBank genome assembly. NCBI's taxonomy places the organism in Eukaryota, Fungi, Glomeromycota, Glomeromycetes, Diversisporales, Diversisporaceae.
AUGUCUAUCCCUCAAAAUCUCUUAAACAAACGUAUCCAAAUUGAAGAUCAAAUUGCUACGGUUCGUUAUAUUGGACCAGUUCCACCUAAAGGUGAAUGGAUAGGAUUAGAAUGGGAUAAUGUAUCAAGAGGAAAACAUGACGGUGUGCAUGAUGAUGUUAGAUAUUUUACUUGUAGUGUUCCCAAUUCAGGUUCAUUUAUUCGUUAUUCAUCAAAGAUAAAUACAGGUCGUAGUUUUGAUUUGGAUACACUUUAUUGGGCGGGAAAUACCAAGAUCGAAGUUGAAACUUUAGGAUUUGAAAAGAUUCGUCGUAAACAACGUCACCUGGAUCGAUUAUUGGAAGUUGGGCUUUCACUCGAACAAAUAUCAAGUGCGGGUAAACCAGGAGAAAUCGAAGCAACAUACAUUAUUGAUUUGAAUUUAUCAAAGAAUUUAUUAUCAGAUUGGGAGAUAGUUGAUUCUAUAUGUCAGCAACUUAAGAAAUUAGAAGUGUUACGUUUAAAUCAUAAUCGAUUUCAGGCUUUGGAAACGAUCCCAAAAUUUACUGGAUUUUCUAAUUUAAAGAGUCUCUCUUUAAAUUAUACUCGAAUUACUUGGGAUCAGGUUGUAUUGUUUGAGCCAUGUCUUCCAAACCUAGAAAAUUUACAAUUAGGAUUUAAUAAUAUUGAAAAUUUAUCAUCAGGAAAUAAUCAAGAAACUAAUAAAAAAAAAGUGAAAGGAUUUUUGAAAUUAAAAAUUCUUAAUCUUGAAUCUAAUGCUAUAAAUAUGUGGGACGAAGUUAUAAGAUUUUCAGAGUUACCAAACUUUGAAAUCCUUUUCAUCAAUAAUAACUUCAUUGAUCAAAUAUCAUAUCAAAAGGGAGAAGAAGGAGAAGGAUUUCCUAAAUUAAGAUAUUUAAAUAUUAGUGAAAAUAAAAUUAGUGAUUGGAAUAGUAUCAAUGAAUUAAAUAAAUUUCCUUCCUUACAAGAAUUGAGAAUAAAGAAAAAUGCUUUUCUUGAAGAUGAGAAACCUGACGAAGCUCAUGUAUCUAUAAUUGGUAGAAUUAAAGGGUUGAAAAUGUUGAAUGGAAGCAUAAUAUCAUCAGGAAAUAGAGUUGAUGCAGAAAGAUUUUAUCUCAGAAUAUUUAAAGAAUUAUGUGAAAUUCAUGGAACUCCAGUGGCAGAUGAAAUUUCUGUCAAGGCUGCCAGUGGUAUUUUAAAGGAUCGAUUAUUAGCAUUAACAAUAACUCAUCGUCCGUCACUUGAAGGAGAACCUAUAAAAAAGGUUUCAAAGAAACUUUUAGGUAAAAAUUUAAAAAAUUUACUUCAAAAACUAUUUGGAAUACCAUCAUCUCAACAACAUUUAAUUGGUAUUAUUAAUUCUCAGGUUGGAAAUGUAUCACAAGUAGAGAUAAAAGAUGAUUUAAGACAGCUCUCAUAUUAUGAUGUUUCAUCAGGUGAUGAGAUUAUAAUUCUGACUACUGCUUGA